AUGGAAAAUAAUCUGUUGCUUUGUAUUUUAGUAUUGAUUCCUACCUUUGCAUCCUCAGACUUAUUGCUAGCACAUGUCAGCAGCAUCGAGAAGCAAAAUGCUGAUAAUGACUUGGUUGUCAAUGGGAUGGAAAUCUAUAGCAUGAAAAUUGAUAGUAAAGUGACUUCCCGCUUUGCACACAAUGUCAUCACCAGCCGAGCUGUCAAUCGUGGAAAUGUGUCCAAAGAAGUCUUCUUUGAUGUUGAACUCCCUAAGACAGCCUUCAUUACCAACUUCAGCAUGACAAUUGAUGGUGUCACCUAUCCUGGAACUAUAAAGGAAAAAGAAGCUGCAAAAAAGCAAUAUGAGAAGGCUGUUUCAAGAGGACAGACUGCUGGUCUUGUCAAAGCUUCAGGAAGAAAAACAGAAAAAUUCACUGUCUCAGUCAACAUUAAAGCAGCCAGUAAAGUCACUUUUGAACUCACAUAUGAGGAACUGCUGAAGCGACAGUUUGGAAAAUAUGAAAUGUUCAUCAAAGUAAAACCAAAGCAGCUUGUCAAAGAUUUUGAGAUUGAAGUAGAUAUCUUUGAGCCCCAGGGUAUCACUGAGCUGGAAGCAGAAGGAACAUUCAUCACCAAUGAGCUACAAAAUACCAUUAAAAAAACUUUUUCAGGAAAAAAGGGCCAUAUAUCUUUCAAGCCAACCCUUGACCAGCAGCGAAGGUGUCCAAGUUGCUCAGAGUCUGUCUUGGAUGGGGAUUUUACUGUAAGAUAUGAUGUGAAGAGAACAACUCCAGAUAAUUUGCAGAUUGUCAAUGGCUAUUUUGUACACUUCUUUGCACCAACAAAUCUUCCGAAGUUGUCCAAGAAUAUUAUUUUUGUAUUGGAUACUAGUGGCUCAAUGUCUGGAAGAGAAAUAGCACAAACAAAAGAAGCACUGCUAAAAAUCCUAGAUGACAUUAAAGAAGAUGACUUCUUCAAUUUCAUAUUAUUUGAUAGUGAAAUAUCUACCUGGAAAGAAACAUUAAUCAAGGCCACUCCUGAGAAUCUGGAUGAAGCAAGGAAGUUUGUUCGGCAAAUUUCUGCUCAAGGCCUGACAAAUUUACAUGGUGGUUUGAUGAGAGGAAUUGAUAUUCUGAAUGCUGCUCAUGAAGAAAACCUUGUGCCCAAGAGAAGCGCUUCUAUAAUUAUCAUGUUAACAGAUGGUCAGCCAAAUGUAGGUGUAUCAAAUACUCAGGAGAUUGAGAAAGCAGUGAAGAAAGCCAUUGAUGGCAGAUACACCUUAUACAAUCUUGGCUUUGGCAGUGGUGUUGACUACGGCUUCUUGGAGAGGAUGGCACUGGAGAAUAAAGGACUGGCCCGUCGGAUUUACCCUGACUCUGACACAGCUUUGCAGCUUCAGGGGUUUUAUGAUGAGGUGUCAAAUCCCAUGCUCAUAGAUGUGGAGUUAAACUACCCAGAAAAUGAAAUAUCAGACCUAACUACUAACAGCUUCAAGCAUUUCUAUGAUGGGUCUGAGAUUGUGGUGGCUGGGCGCUUUGUAGACAGCAACCAAAACCAUUUGUCUGUAGAUGUAAGAGCUGAAGGUGCUCAGGACGCCCUGUCGUACACUACACAGCAAGGAGCUGAGCAGACAGCUCAGGCUUUCCAAGAACAACAAUACAUAUUUGGAGAGUACAUUGAAAGGCUCUGGGCUUAUCUUACCAUUGAACAACUCUUGGAAAAACGCAUCACAGCCACAGGAGAAGAAAAGGAAAACCUUACAGCUCAAGCCCUGGCUCUCUCACUAAGGUACAAGUUUGUAACACCACUGACAUCCAUGGUGGUAACAAAACCAGAAGAAAAUGAAGAGGGGAUUGCUGAUAAACCCACUGAAGGUAUAGACAUCUUCACAAUUAAAUUUAUACAUAAUUACAAGAUUUUUGGGUCGGUUUUGGAAGGAGGAAGGAAUGAAGUGGCUUCACCACUCUAUCACACAUAUGCAUCACCACCCACAUGGUAUACCAGCGUUGAUGGAGAUCCACACUUCAUUAUAUCAGUGCCACAAAAAAAAGAUGCCAUUUGUUUCAAUAUCAAUGAAAAGCCUGGCAUGAUCUUAAAUUUGAUAAAUGACCCAGUUACAGGCAUCACAGUCAAUGGAGAACUUAUUGGUGAUAAGAGAGCAAAUAGUGAUGCAAAGAUCCAAAACUCAUAUUUUGGAAAACUUGGUAUUGCAAAUAAGCACCUGGACGUAAAGCUGACAGUAACUCCUGAGAGGAUCACAAUUGAGAAUGGUGAUGAAAAAACUGGUUUCACCUGGCUGGACUCAGCCACCUUGCAACAAGCAGGUUUAACUUUGAUAAUUAACAGGAAAAAAAAUCUGGUGCUCUCAAUGGGCAGUGGUGCCUCAUUUGUUGUUGUUUUGCACCAAGUGUGGAAGAAACAUCCUCUCCACCAAGAUUUCCUGGGACUGUAUACAUUGAAAAGUGAUAAAUUGUCUGAACAGACCCAUGGAUUAUUAGGACAGUUUUUCCAGCCCAUUGACUUCACUAUACUUGAAAUUCAUCCUGGCUCUGAUCCCAAGAAACCAGAUGCCACAAUGAUUGUUAAGAACAAUGAACUGACAGUAACAAGGGGCUGGCAGAAGGAUUACAGAAGAGAUCCUACACAUGGAGUUGAUAUUCCUUGCUGGUUUGUCCAUGACAAUGGAGCUGGGCUGAUAGAUGGUGUUCACACGGAUUAUAUUGUUUCCAGUCUCUUCUAA
Molecule: messenger RNA, 2721 nt
Organism: Camarhynchus parvulus
Lineage: Eukaryota; Metazoa; Chordata; Aves; Passeriformes; Thraupidae
Product: inter-alpha-trypsin inhibitor heavy chain H3-like
Exons: 21
Coding region: 1-2721 (906 amino acids)
Biological process (GO): hyaluronan metabolic process
Molecular function (GO): serine-type endopeptidase inhibitor activity
Source: RefSeq, a predicted model, not a curated record